AACUUGACGCAACAAACACGCACUUAGAAUCAAAGUCGAACGGUUGAAUUAAAUUGAGACAUACUUGUUCCUUGUGUUUUUCAUUAUAGUUGUCGCUAUUUUUUUAGCGCUCUUGUGAUUUUUAGCCGAAUUUAAAAACGUAAAUUGUGUUAUGGCGUCAAAAGUGUUUGUAUGUGUUUGUCUGUGUUUUCAACUAGUAUUGUGUCAAUUCGGUUUCUUUCCGAACAACGAGCGACAAACACGGCAACCCCAGUUCGGCUUUAAUCAGAACUUCUUUCCUCGAAGACUAAGUGAUACCCUUAGUUCUAUUUUACAUAUUAAUCGUGGAAAACCAAUCAGCAAUCCAGAUUAUAUAUUACCAACCAAUAAACCCGCAAAUAACAAUGUACGUUUUCCGACACAAGUUCCUCUUGCGGAAAAUAAUAAUGAUCAAUCUAAAGUUGAUGGUAGCUCUAAAAGACCACUAACAUUUGAGGAUUUUUUCAUGAAUUCCAAUCAGCCUGCAAUUAUCAAUAAUAGACCAGUUAAUGUUGGAACACAUAUUAACUCAAAUGGCAAUAUAUUUGGCCAAAGUACUGCUGAUACUGGAUCAUCGACAAACGAGCCCAGUUUUUCCAGCUUCAUAACAUCAGACGGAAAAACUAUAGGACCUGGUGGAAAUGGGCUAAUAACGGGACAAGGCUCAAAUGCACCAGCCUUUGGAGCUGAUGUUAAUGGACUCACAGUGGGAAACAAAUCAGACAGGCCAGCAUUUGGAGCAAAUUCAAAUGGAUUAAUCAUGGGAGAAAAUACAAAUAGGCCAGUUUUUGGAGAUAACACAAAUGGGGUCGUAAUGGGAAAAAAUACAGAUAGGCCAGCAUUUGGUGCAAAUUCAAAUGGACUAAGCACAAACGGGCCAGCCUUUGGAGCUGAUUCAAAUGGACUGAUAGUGGGAAACAAAUCAGACAGGCCAGCAUUUGGAGCAAAUUCAAAUGGACUAAUCAUUGGAGAGAUAUCAAACGAGCCAGCAUUUGGAGCAAAUUCAAAUGGACUAACUAACGAAGCAAGCACAAAUGGGCCAGCCUUUGGAGCUGACUCAAAUGGAUUCGUAAUGGGAGAAAAAUUUGACGAGCCAGCAUUUGGAGCUAAUUCAAAUGGACUUAUAAUGGGAGAAACUCCAAAUGGAUCUGCGUUUGAUGAAAACAUCUUUACAACUACAAAAGAAACAGGGCUUGUUGACAGAAAUGGACCUGGUGCACCAUCAUCGACGACUUUGCCAACCCUGACUCCAGUCCCCGCGUCAGGGUCACGAAAUAAUUUCAACUUUGGAUCUGCCGGAAUAUUUAAAGAGACAUGCAAAACAGUGGAUGGGAAAGAUGGAACCUGUGUCGCCAUUAAGGGCUGUGAACCCUUCGUCAAGCUGCUUCAGCAGGGUGUCACCUCCAACGUGGUCAGAAUGCUGCGGCAGUCCGCUUGUGGCUUCGAGGGAAACGAUCCUAAGGUGUGCUGUCCUCUUCCGGGUAUUCCUGAAGUUCCUCCGACGCAAGCGCCAAUAACGCCUGAACCUACUCCGGCUCCAGCGCCCGAAGAACCAGAGGACCCUAAAGCAGCGGGAAAGACUGCGGUUGACAGCGACUACCUUCCGGCCCUCCCAGUGGCUCCCGAGUGCGGAGUCAGUAACGCCUCUCUGAGCAGGGUUGUAGGAGGAAUUGAUGCUAAGCUUGGUGAUUUCCCCUGGAUGGCUCUGUUGGGAUACCAGAGCCGCGGGUCCACUCGAUGGUUGUGCGGAGGCUCCCUCAUCUCCCACCAUCACGUACUGACUGCGGCGCAUUGCAUCCACAACCAUGAAACAGACCUGUACGUGGUGAGGGUUGGGGAGUUAGACCUAGCGAGAGAGGACGACGGCGCCACUCCGGUGGACGUGCUCAUCAAGACCAAGAUCAAGCACGAGAACUAUGACCCCAUGUCCUUCACCAAUGACAUCGGGCUGCUGGUGCUCCAGAAGGAUAUCAGCUUCACAGAACUAAUUCAACCAAUAUGUAUACCCCUGGAACCUGAACUGAGGACCAGAAGCUUCGAGAACUACAACCCAUUGAUCGCUGGCUGGGGAGACACUGAGUUUCGUGGACCCUCAGCGUCGCACCUGCAAGUGCUUCAACUUCCAGUAGUGACCAACGAUGAGUGCAAGCAGGCCUACGUGAAGUACCAGAAGCAGGUGAUAGACGAGCGCGUGCUGUGCGCCGGAUUCAAGAAGGGGGGAAAGGACGCGUGCCAGGGGGAUAGCGGGGGACCGCUCAUGCAACCAGUUUGGAACCCGAAGACCUACAAGACAUAUUUCUUCCAAAUCGGCGUGGUGUCCUUUGGCCGCAAGUGCGCAGAGGCCGGGUUUCCUGGCGUCUACACCAGAGUCACUCACUUCAUACCCUGGCUGCAACAACAACUUCUUGGUCCUCAGUAGAAGCACUAAUUGUAAAUUAUGAUUAUGAAAAGAUAUAAUAUUUGCGUUUCGGUCUUUGAUAGUGUCAAAUAUGAUCCAGUCAAUGACCGCUUCCAACAUCAGAUCUCUAAUUUAAGAUUAUUUAGCAUUGUUAUUUUAUGUCAAUCCUCAAGGGAUCCUUAAUCGGCAAUUUAAAAUAUUACGCAAUUCGGUUAUUGAAGCGCGAGAAGCAGAGAAUGGCUUAAAAUACCAAUAUAUGAUCGCGAAUUUAGAAUUGUGGCUGAAUAUAGAAAAUGGCGGCAGUUAGUUAUUGUUUUUCUCGUUGCACCCGCAACUUGAGAGGCACUAGCCGCCAUCUUGGUGACGUCAUAUUGACGUCAAGUCCUGACACUUUACCACUCACCAAUAAAAAUUUAUUUUUGCAAUCAUUUGAAGUCAACCAGAAUUAUUUAUGACGUGGUUCUUUCCCAGCUCCGACCCGCGUUAUAUUGCGAACUAUCAUAACUAGUCUACAUAGUCUAUCGUUUUUAAUAACAUUGAAAUUCGUAUUAUCGCACUUACAUGUGACAUGUUUAUUUUAUACACAAUUAUGAUAAAGCUUACUUGAUCACGGUUUGCCUAAUAGACGCCUUUUGAAAUGUCGAUGUGCAAUUUAAUUUAAUAAAAGAUUUACAAGUACUCUCAGAGUGGUGCCCGUGGUGCGAAGUCCUUAUAUCCUAAUAUUCCUAAUGAAAGAUUCGUCAGUGCACUUUCUAUGAAUUUAAGUCACUGGCAACCAGUUUAUUAAAAACGGUUAAUAAUUUAGAUAAAAAAUUGUUUAAUGAUAAUAAAUAUAUCAGUGCCAAUGAUAACACAUAGGUAAUAAACAGAUUUCCGAAUGGUUCGAGUUGAUUUUUUGAUUUUCGUAAAUUGGGACUAGAAAUAUAUUGUUCUAAUUUUAUAAAAUAUAUAUUUUUGUUUGUAAAAUAUGAAUAUUACAUUAGCAUUUAUAUGAGUGUACAGUAAUAAAUUAUAAUAUAUAAAUAAACUGUAUAGAAAUCAAAAGUAUUAAUAUAUACGUACAUAAUACAACCAUAAAUUUAGAUAAUCGUUAUGUUCUCUCACUAAUAUGCAUCAUUUAUGUAGUACCUACUUUUGAUUUUGUUUUUAACGGAUAGCAAGAAUUCAAAAAUAUCAAAUGUAGGUAUAUUAUUUGCUUUAUUACGAUUUUCAUGAAAUACAGGCUUAAAGUAUUCUUAUAUUAAAUUUUCGUACUCACAAAUAUUGUUUCGUAUUAGGUGCUCUCUUUCUAUCAAGUUUUUUUAUUUAAAUUCGUUAGUUUAUGAAAACAUUGUUUAUAACGUUAUCAGUAAGUACAUAUAUCUAAAUAUGUUGUUAUAUUAGUUAGUAUUAAUAAAUUAAUUUUUAAUUUAAUAUAUACUUAAUUUAAUCAACAUAAAAUUUUACUCUGUGUUUUUCAAUACAUCUUAUAAGCCAUUAUCGUUCAAAUUAUGCACUUCGGUUAUAUUACAUAGUAGCAACGACAAUUGAGAAUUGUGCAUUUAUUUUUUAAGGAAAAUUAUAUGAAAAUAUUUGAUAUCGGAAUAUUCUGUUAAUUAAUUUAAAAAAACAUAGAUCUAGAGAGUUUUGUUGUUUUCUAAUACUUUUGAACACAGCUUUAUAAAGUUUGCAGAGUCGAUAGUCAUAAUAGGAUUGAAAAUACUAGUUUGAUGACGAAGACAGCCGCGGCACGGCGGGAAUUGAAAUAAAUUUUGCUCAGUUAUUAUUAAUUAAUAAUAAAUUAAUAAAAAUAACAAUUUUAAGUAUAUUUCACAAAAUAUUAUUUCAAGAGGACAAACUAAAUAAUAUUGAAAAUGUUUUAUAAUAGUAAUAUAUUUUAAAUCGUAGGUACUGUUUCUGAAAUAUCUGCUAUAGGAGACACAAUAAUUUUGUUAGUAUUUAAUAGUUUACUUACGAACAUGAUUUUUACUUUAAAUCCUGAUAUUACUUUGUUGGAGACGCUUUCAUUUGACUUAUUAAAUAUCUACUUGAAGACAAAUAGUCAUUAUUAAUAUAAUGCUUAUAGCCCGGUCUUUAAAGGUAUUAUAUAUUUGUAAGGUUGUGAUAUGUAAACAAAAUAGUGCCAAACUGUACUCUUAAAUAAAGUGUUUAUAAUAUUAUUUCAGUUACCUUAUAAAACAUACGAAUAUAAUAAAACUAUUAUUUCGAA
This is a messenger RNA of Leptidea sinapis, 4625 nucleotides long. RefSeq names its product venom protease-like (gene CLIP4). The record is from RefSeq and is a predicted model, not a curated record. Lineage: Eukaryota; Metazoa; Arthropoda; Insecta; Lepidoptera; Pieridae. Gene Ontology annotation, biological process: proteolysis. The transcript has 9 exons. The coding region runs from base 152 to 2437 and encodes 761 amino acids. Gene Ontology annotation, molecular function: serine-type endopeptidase activity.